CAUUUUCUCUUUCUUUCUCUCACAACCACCACUUCUCAAUGUCGUCUUCCACCACAACAACCAUCGUCCACGGCGAGCCUGAACGACGAACUUACUGGUGUCAUGAAUGCGAUAUGAGUUUAUCCCUCCUCUCCUCCUCCGAUUCCGAUUCCGAUUCCUCUCCUCUGUUAUGUCCCCAAUGCCGUAUCGAUUUCCUCGAACGUAUGGAUCACGAUUCUUCUUCUUCUAAUCUAUUUGACGUCACCAUCGGUGAUUUCGAAGAAGAAGAUGGAGACAACGAUGACGAAGAUGAUGAAGAAGAUUGGUGUUUCGUUGAUCCAGCGGUUAAUUCCGAUGAUAAUUUCCUCCUCGAUAGUCCUUACCUUCACCGUCUUCUUCGUCAUCUCGCUUCCGAUAAUUCAGGAUCGUCUUCUUCUUCCUCCUCUUCAUCUUCUUCUUCGUUAUUGAAAUCUUCAGAUAUCGAUUCGAUUCCCACGAUUCAGAUCUCGUCUUCUAUGCUCUGUUCCACCGAUGAUUCAGAUCCAGAUUCCGUUUUACUCUGCGCCGUUUGCAAAGAGGAUUUCGUCGUCGGAGAAUCUGCUCGGAGAUUACCUUGUAGCCAUAUAUACCACUCCGAUUGCAUCGUUCCUUGGCUCUCGGAUCAUAACUCGUGUCCGCUUUGCCGAUUUGAGCUCCCUACGACGGCGAAGGUGGGAAUUGGUGGUUCGGAGUCUGAGAUGAGAAUCCGAUUAUCGGAUCUGGCUACGAUUGCUGCCGACGGAGAUGAUGUGGAAGAUGAUUGGCUUGGAAUAAGAAACGCGUUGAGAAGACUGGCUCGUCGUCAUGAGCAGAUGAGAUUGGGAGUGGGAGAGAUGGAGAGGAAUUUGGCUCGGACUGUUUCAGGUCUUGGAAUUGGUUUGAGGAGAGGAGAGAUUGAAUCAGAGAGAAGAAGCAACGCCACAACGACGCCAUUGUAAGAGCGCUUCAAGCAAAGAUUUCGAAAUUCAAAUAAGCGUAUGUGUGUGAG
Arabidopsis arenosa is the source of this 1006-nucleotide messenger RNA. NCBI's taxonomy places the organism in Eukaryota, Viridiplantae, Streptophyta, Magnoliopsida, Brassicales, Brassicaceae. The record is from the annotation of a GenBank genome assembly.